AUGGAGAAGAUCACGGACAAGAUCGCCGCCUUGCCGGCCGACGCGAACUACUUCUCGCUCGAGUUCUUCCCGCCCAAAACGGCUAUGGGCUUCUCGAACCUGCGCGACCGCCUGGACAGAAUGGCGAGGGCCCUGCGCCCGUUGUUUGUCAACGUGACCUGGGGCGCCGGCGGCUCUACCGCUACCAAGUCUCUCGAGCUCGCCGAAAUCUGCCAGCGGGAACUGAACCUGACGACCUGUCUGCACCUGACAUGCACCAACAUGAGCCGCAAGAUGAUCGAUGGCGCACUGGAGGACGCGAAGGCCCUGGGCAUACGGAACAUACUCGCGCUGCGCGGUGACCCUCCGCGAGCGCGAGAGUAUCAAGACCCCAACGAAGACCCCGAAAAUGCUAUCGACGAGGGCUUCGUGUGGGCCAUCGACCUGGUCCAGUAUAUCAGGAAGAACCACGGAGACUACUUCUGCAUUGGAGUGGCUGCAUACCCCGAGGGCCACUCGGACGAAAGCCACCCCUUGGGCCAGAGCUUGGAGCAUGAUCUGCCUUAUCUGGUCGAGAAGACGCAGGCAGGCGCCGACUUCAUCAUGACCCAGCUCUUCUUCGACACGGGCGCCUACGACAACUUUGAACGCGUGCUUCGGGAGCACCCCAGCGGUGCCUUCAAGACGAUUCCCAUAAUACCUGGCUUGAUGCCGAUCCAGAGCUACCAGAUGAUCAAGCGGACGACCAAGCUCAGCCACGCCAAGAUACCCGACUCCCUGAUGUCGCGGCUGGAUGCCGUCAAGAAGGAUGACGAGAAGGUCAAGAGUGUCGGUGUUGACAUUCUGAGCGAGAUAGUCGAGCAGGUCAAGGAGGUCAAGAGCAGGACGCCUGGCCCCAAGGGUUUCCAUUUCUACACCUUGAACCUGGAGAAGGCCGUUUCGUUCAUCGUCGAGAGGACCGAGCUCAUCCCGCCCGGCACCCCUGACAUAGAGGAAGAGGCUGUCAUCGACGAUAUCACGUCCACCAUCCCAGCCGUUCAGAUCAACGGCUCCAACGGGUCGCCCUACGAUACCCCCUUGGCUUCGCUUAGGAACAGCUCGAGGAGGCAUUCGUCUAUCGCCUCGGACCCCCGAAACCGCGUCAUCAUCACCGGCCGAACCCCUUCCCACCCCGAAUAUGAGUCGAGUGCGGCGGAGGCGAGCGUACCCGCGGAGCCGAUAAAUACGAGAGCCAACACAUUGGCCAUUUCUGAAGGAGAGGGUGUUUUGGGCCGGGAGGCCACCUGGGAUGACUUCCCCAAUGGCAGAUGGGGUGAUGCGAGAUCUCCCGCCUAUGGUGAAAUCGACGGAUACGGCCCGACCUUGCACGUGUCCAACGCGCAGGCGCUGAGCCUCUGGGGACACCCGCAGAAGCUAGACGACGUCAGCCAGCUGUUUGUCAGGCACCUCAAGGGCGAACUGUCGGCGAUUCCCUGGAGCGAGGAGGAGUUCAACGCAGAGACCGACACCAUUACGCCUCAGCUCGUGAAGCUGAACUCCAAGGGCUGGUGGACCGUCGCCUCCCAACCCGCCGUGAACGGCCUGCCGUCGUCGGAUCCCACGUUCGGCUGGGGCCCGCAGCAGGGCUUCGUCUUCCAGAAGGCGUUUGUCGAGUUCUUCGUGCCGUCGGCCGAGUGGAAGGUGCUGCUGGAGAAGCUGCAGAGCGCCGACGUCCAGGACACGGUGUGCUUCUACGCGGCCAACGCGGCGGGCGACUUUGUGUCGUCGGACAUGACGGGCGGCCUGGCCGGCGAGGCCAAGGAGGCCAGCACCAACGCCGUCACCUGGGGCGUCUUCCCCGGCAAGGAGAUCAUCACCCCCACCAUCAUCGAGGAGAUGAGCUUCCGCGCCUGGAGCGACGAGGCCUUCGGCAUCUACGCCGAGUGGGCCAAGGUCUACGACAAGGGCACCGACAGCGCCCGCCUCCUCGAGCGCGCCCGCGACGACGCCUGGCUCGUCAACAUCAUACACCACGACUACGUCGACCCCAACGCCCUGUGGGAUCUGCUGCUGAAGUAG
Messenger RNA from Neoarthrinium moseri, 2037 nucleotides. RefSeq lists its product as uncharacterized. The record is from RefSeq and is a predicted model, not a curated record. Gene Ontology annotation, molecular function: methylenetetrahydrofolate reductase [NAD(P)H] activity; FAD binding. Gene Ontology annotation, cellular component: cytosol. Lineage: Eukaryota; Fungi; Ascomycota; Sordariomycetes; Amphisphaeriales; Apiosporaceae. Gene Ontology annotation, biological process: tetrahydrofolate interconversion. The coding region runs from base 1 to 2037 and encodes 678 amino acids. The transcript has a single exon.